Diversispora eburnea is the source of this 276-nucleotide messenger RNA. The record is from the annotation of a GenBank genome assembly. Lineage: Eukaryota; Fungi; Glomeromycota; Glomeromycetes; Diversisporales; Diversisporaceae.
AUGUCUUCUGCUACAAUUAAUAGUCAAAAUAGUCAGGCCAAAGAUCUUGAAGUUCCCCGAUCUGUUAUAUUUAAGCUCUAUGCACACACUUUAUUGAUGGUUUUUCUUCCGAUCGGCACUUACUUUUUUACUUCAAAUUAUUUUUUCCAAGGAGAACUUAAUACGACUUAUGCAGCACUCUCGGCUGCGGGAAUAGCCAACGUCGUUGUACUUUCCUUUAUAAUUACUGCAUUUAUGGAAGAUACUAGUGUUCAAAAACGAGAUAAAAAGGAAUGA